Messenger RNA from Rosa rugosa (rugosa rose), 1423 nucleotides. RefSeq lists its product as uncharacterized. Lineage: Eukaryota; Viridiplantae; Streptophyta; Magnoliopsida; Rosales; Rosaceae. The transcript has 4 exons. The record is from RefSeq and is a predicted model, not a curated record. The coding region runs from base 160 to 1080 and encodes 306 amino acids.
UUGUGUCCUCAUCUUAGACUAGUUAUAUAUGUAGAAGCUUAUGCCCAAUGUAGCAGGAUCCUCUCCCUUUCACAAUUACAAAAGCUCAAGGCACUUUCCUAUUAACUCUUAAAAUCAAGUCCCCUCAUCUUAUUUGCAAUAUCGGAGAAAGAGCUAGAGAUGGGGCAAAUAUACAACCUGCAUCCGGCGGAGGCCGAACACCUGUUUACCUAUCUCGAAAUCCUCGGGGUGAGGAUCCAUCUUAACGUUUCUGAUCAGGAAAAGGCUAUCACUGCUACCGACUCCUUCUUCAAAACAUUCAUCGUUUGGCGUCAGCCUAGGAUAAUCGGUUCGAUCGCCUUUGCAAUCCUGAAUGAACUCCUUCAAUCUAAGGAGAUAAACGAGGAGAUUAUUGAAAAAGUUAUUCAGUUCUACCCGAACGUCCCGGGCGAGGCGGCGGAGGAGAAGAAGAAAAAGGAGGAGGAUGAAGACGACAAGUUGACGGCGAUGUUAGGGCCGGAGGCCGAGGAGGAGGAGGAGGAGACAGAGGAGAUGGAGGAUCUUCCAGAUCCCGAGUGUGAUGAUUUAGAUUUUCAUGUAAAGUACCUGAAGAAGUGGGCCAUGGAGAGGGCCCAGCAGAAGGUAAAGGAGUUAGAACCGACAGAACAAGACAGGAUGGAGUUGUUGAAACAUUGCACGGAAAUCGGAUGCAGUUUGAAACAAGACCAAGCCCAGAAGAUCCUCAAUAUGAUGAUUUCUUUCUUAAGCAAUUCUGAGUUUUUUACACGAUUCUCACCUUACAAAACUGAUAGGAGAAUCUGCAUCAAAAGUUUCAUGGAGAAGGUCCGAGCCUAUCUCGAGCGUUCUUGCAUCCUGAACGACUUGGGGACGGUGUACCGCGCCAUUGAGACUGUCAAGUCAAUAGAAGAAGAAGAAGAUUUGAAAAUGGAGCGGCAGCGUGUCAGCAGGAUGUUAAAGAAGAAUAUCGUACCAACGAAAGAAGAAGGGAUUGCUACCCCCAUGUGCCUCUUAAAACUAGAAGAGAAAAGAGAAUAUCUGGAACUUGACGAAUCCAGAGAAGGAAAAUAUGUGGAAUGUUAAUUUCUGCCUCACACAGCCAGAAUCUGAAGAUAUGGAAACUGAAGAAUGUGAGAGUGUGACAAGGUGGGGAGCUAAGAGAAAGAUUGAUCACCAAUGAGAUCUUGUUAGUUUAUGGUUCAGACGUGAUUUGGUUGUUUUGAUAAUAAGUAGUACCGUACUAUGUUGGAAUGGAAAGUUAGUUAGAUAAUGGGUGCACCUUCAGUCCCUUUCUAUUUGGAUCACCAGUGAGAUCUUUGUUAGUUUAUGGUUCAGACAUGUUUUGGUUGUUCUGAUAAUAUACAAGUACUGUACGUACUUUGCAUUAAUGAUAUUUAGGAAUGGAAGCUAGCGCUUAGUUAGAUAA